Messenger RNA from Scleropages formosus (Asian bonytongue), 1636 nucleotides. It is a transcript of the gene ddost, whose product is annotated as dolichyl-diphosphooligosaccharide--protein glycosyltransferase subunit (non-catalytic). Gene Ontology annotation, cellular component: oligosaccharyltransferase complex; endoplasmic reticulum membrane. The transcript is spliced from 11 exons. The record is from RefSeq and is a predicted model, not a curated record. Bases 19 to 1419 code for a protein of 466 amino acids. Lineage: Eukaryota; Metazoa; Chordata; Actinopteri; Osteoglossiformes; Osteoglossidae.
GUCGCUGUCGUGUAAAACAUGGCGGUGGAGCGGGUUGCUGUAUGUGGAAGGGUUAUGUCUGUGUCGGCUCUGACGGGGAAAACCAUCAAAAAGAGCCACGUGAAUGCAAAAAUGUUCCGUUGCAACGUUCUAUUUUUUCUGUUCGCGAUCCUCGGGACGUUAAAUGCAGCGGCGGCCAGUGGAAAAACGUUAGUUCUUUUGGACAACCUCAACAUCAGAGACACCCAUUCAAUAUUCUUCCGCAGUUUAACCGAUCGGGGCUUUGACUUGACCUUUAAGACUGCUGAUGACCCUGGACUUUCCCUUAUCAAAUACGGCCAGUUCCUUUAUGAUCACCUUAUUAUUUUCUCCCCUUCUGUGGAAGACUUUGGAGGAAACAUCAAUGUGGAGACUAUCACUGCUUUCAUUGAUGGAGGAGGGAAUGUCCUUAUUGCUGCCAGCUCAGAUGUCGGGGACCCCCUCAGAGAGCUGGGAAGUGAGUGUGGGAUCGAGUUUGAUGAGGAGAAGACUGCCGUCAUUGACCACCACAACUAUGAUGUGUCUGAUCCGGGCGAGCAUACUCUAAUUGUGGCUGAUCCAGAGAACCUGCUCAAAGCCCCUACAAUUGUGGGGAAACCCACAGGGAAGCCCAUUCUUUUCAAGGGUGUUGGCAUGGUUGCUGACCCUGAUAACCCCCUGGUCUUGGACAUCUUGACUGGUUCCUCCACAUCCUACUCCUUCUUUCCUGACCGACCCAUCACACAGUACCCCCAUGCUGUGGGAAAGAAUACACUGCUGAUUGCAGGCUUGCAGGCAAGAAACAAUGCGCGUGUCAUCUUCAGCGGUUCGCUGCACUUCUUCAGUGACGCAUUCUUCAAUUCUCCCGUGCAGAAAGCUACGCCUGGCUCCCAGAGACAUGCUCAGACAGGGAACAUGGAGCUGGCUGAAGCAUUGUCCCGCUGGGUGUUCAAGGAGGAGGGUGUUCUCAGGGUGGGGGCUGUGUCACACCACCGGGUGGGUGAGGGCAGUCCUCCAGCUGCCUACACCAUCACAGACCUUGUGGAAUAUAGCAUUGUGAUUGAGAAGCUCUCCCAUAGUCAGUGGGUGCCCUUUGAUGGAGAUGACAUCCAGCUGGAGUUUGUCAGGAUUGACCCUUUUGUCAGGACCUACCUGAAGAAUGAUGGUGGGAAAUACAGUGUCCAGUUUAAGCUUCCUGAUGUGUAUGGAGUGUUCCAGUUCAAGGUGGACUAUAACAGGCUGGGGUACACACACCUGUACUCCUCUACCCAGGUUUCAGUGCGUCCUCUGCAACACACGCAGUACGAGCGCUUCAUCCCCUCAGCCUACCCUUACUAUGCCAGUGUGUUCUCCAUGAUGGGUGGUCUCUUCAUCUUCAGCAUCAUUUUCCUUCACAUGAAGGAGAAGGAGAAGUCUGAAUAGAAACAAGGAAGAAGAAAGAAUGGCAUAUGCAGAGUGCAGAACUGGGAGACUGUAAAAUCAGAACUACAGGGGGAAUUGUUUCUACUGAUUGUUUUGGUUUAGGUUUGUCUGUGGGGUAUUUAAUGUAUUUUUUUUAAAAAUCAAUGGAGAACAAAGUCCUGGGGUGAAACUGAAAUGCAUCACUAAAAAAGGUCUUUGGUAGUCUGAAGAAGUCAAA